GAGGUCAUGCACUGAAAUGUCAACCCAAAGACACACUUCCAGUCGUUCGAUGGGGCAAGAAGCACGACUUCAACUCUCAAAUAUGGUACUGUCGAUAUCAGUGAAACUCUGAAACAGAAACUAAACAAUGUUCAGGGAACUGCCAAAUAACCUCAGGAUGAUGGACGAAGGCAUAUUACGCUUUAAUGUCGAAGACAAUGGUCUAGAUGAAGUCGUCGGAGACGGUGUCGACAUUACCACCUGUAUGGGUUGUGUGAUUGUAGGUAACUGGAUGUGGACGUGCAGUGGACCCAUGUUGAUGAUCAGCGUUCUGUCGGGGCAUGUAUUGCAAUGACAAUCCACGCAUUUUUCCUCUUGCUAUGCGCAGUAGGAAUCUGCAAAGCCCAGCGUCCUUGCGAAGCAAAUCCCAGCCUUGGCAAGUUUGUUGAAGUGGGCGCAAAUUUCAGCAUUUUCUGCGUCAUUCAAGGUGGUUGCAAAAGUAUCUUUGUUCACCGCGAUACCAAUCACGAACAACGUCACCAACGAGUAAAUGCCACAACAGUAAUGCACGAGGUUCAGGGAAUAAUGGGGAAUAGCACAUAUACUUGCAAAUGUGCGGAGAAGUCUCUGGUCUGUGGCGUUGAUAUAGUUGUUGGAUACCUACCUGAGGUCCCUCAAAAUCUGACCUGUGAGCAGAACGGAGAAUUUGGAAAUGUCACUUGCACUUGGAAACCAGGAAAGGACACCGGCCUGCAGACAACAUCAGAGUUUAGUGUCAGGACUGCAUCUGACAACAGCCCUGACGUCAUCUCUGAGGAGCACUCAGCCACGUUCCAUCCCGGUUCUGAGACUCAGUUCUUUGUCAGCGUGAGGGCUUCCAACAGACUGGGACACAGUGCUGCUGGUGAAAUUAAUUUCACUCUCAGUCACAUAGUGAGACCCACACCUCCAGUUCUGGCUCAGAUAGAAUGUUCCUCCCGCCUUUGCCACCUCCACAUCACCAACGUGGGCUCCUGUCACAUGCUUGAGGUUCAACACAGAAGGAAUCAUGGGCACUGGUCUACACAGCUAUUCAAUCGCACAGAGUCAAACCACAACUGGAACAUCUCUAUCUCGUUGGAGCCCUUCGUGUUUUACCAUUUCCGUGUCAAAUUGAAGUUAAGACCACACAUGGGUUUGUGGAGCCAGUGGAGCAGUUUCAACCAGCGGACUGAGGAAGAAGCACCAAUUAAAAAGCUGGAUAUUUGGUACAUUAAAGAAUCACCCUGGAUAAUCUUACUUUGGAAGGAACUGAAUCAGACAGAAGCCAGGGGAAGAAUCCUUGGAUACACAGUAUUAGUUAAGAACACUACGACAAAGAAGACCACAUCCUGGAACGUAACAAACACAUUCACAAAUGUUACUGAUCAGCUGUGCUCUCAUUGUGUCAUCACUGUCUCAGCCUUCAACUCCAGAGGCUAUUCUCCACCUGCUAAUAUAGCCAUACUAGGUGAAAAAGCACAACUUCCUCAGAAAGUGUCCCAUGUAUCUCAGAGUGAUGGCAGCAUUGCCAUCUCCUGGCAGAAGCCUGCCACUGCAGCAGUGGGGGCAGUGACUAGCUACCUUGUGGAGUGGUGCCCUGCUGGCAGAUUGUUUAAGGAACUCAAGUGGCAAAGACUGAACAGAGAGCAACUGAGUAUCAUCAUCACAGGUCUUCAGCCACAUGAGUGUUAUAAAGUCAGAGUUUACGCUCUAUUCAAAGACGGAAGAGGAAAGGCAGAAUUUGACAUUUCUCCUCAGCCUAAGGUUCCGGAGAAAGGUCCUGAUCUUAAUCGUAUUCAGUCACUGGUCACAGUUGACAACACCAUGCUGGUGACAUGGAUGCCAAUCCCAAGACAACAGUUGAGGGGUUGCCUCACUAAGUACACCAUCUAUGUUCAAGGACCAAGGACCAAAGUCCCAUAUGAUGUGUCGACAGAGCUCAUGUCUAGAAACUUCAGCGUCUCUGGUCUCACAGAUGGUCAGCAGUACAGAGUAUUUAUGACUGCUUGGACCGAAGCUGGAGAGAGUCCACCUGGAGACCCCCACUCCUUCACCGUUAAACACCAACAGAAAACUUCACCUCUGGUCUUUGGGAUCCUGGUAGCCAGCUGCAGUGUUGUGCCUUUUCUUGUGGUUCUCAUGUGCCUGUGUCAUAUCUUCUCACUUCACCAAAGAUUUCUAAGAUGCUGUCACCUCCUUCCGGACAUGGUUCCAGAUCCAGCCAACAGUAAAUGGGCCAAAGAGUGUUCAGGUGAAAAGGGUGAGAUGACUUUGAAACUGUACCUGAGUGACUCUAGUGUGAGCGAGGAUGAACCGGACACAGUGGAGGUGCAGGAGAUGCCCAGCGAGAGCUCGAUUCCCGGUGCACUGAUGGGCCUUGACAGCACCAGCAGCAGUCUGCAGCAGGGACAGGAUGUGUGCCUCUCCUUCAGCCUCAAGUCCCCUAGUGCCUACCUGAAGAGCUUCUCGCACGAGUCUUAUCAGACCCAAGAGUCUCAGAACACAGAGGUGACUGUGGACUACAUCUCCUCACAAGGGAUGAUGAGUGGCGAGAGAGAUGGAGAGCAGCAGCAAGAGGAAGAGGACGUGUGUACGGAUGGACCAAGGUUCCUUCCCUGUCCGCUCUUUGACCCUAAGGUUUCCAUAGGGGGCAAGCUUACUUUGGACUCUGUGAAAAUUGACUGUAGCAAUUUCUUGGAUGAACCAUGUUUUAUGCAUUGCUGAAAACAUGACAUCUAGGAAUUACUCAAAUAGCCUUAACAAACUUUAUGCCAGUGUCAAGCAAGAAAGCUACAAUACCGAUGGACAAUUGAAAUUGUUGCCAAUUUCCCUUGGACAAGCCAAUGACUUGAAGCUUUCUACAUGCAGGAUUCAAACAUUUUCACAACCAAUUAUGUUACAUUGGUUGCAUUGUGUGGACAAAGCAUGUCUGAAGGCCUGUAUACAUCAAUCUCUGUAACGUUCAUUAUUUUAGCUUCUGUCGAUACCAUGAUAAUGUUUCUCAUAUCUACAGUAGUUUACCUGGUCAUGUAAAUUUUGAUAACUAUGUUGAUGCCUAUAUGAAAACAUAAAAUCGCAGAAUCUAAAACGAAUCAGCCACUGUCUGCAAAGAUAGAUUUUGCACAACAUAUCUUCUACUUAGUAAAAGAAAACGUGUGAAUAAUUUGAUAGUGAGUAAACAGGCAAUGUCCCAUUA
Alosa sapidissima (American shad) is the source of this 3196-nucleotide messenger RNA. RefSeq names its product interleukin 12 receptor, beta 2a (gene il12rb2). The transcript is spliced from 16 exons. Gene Ontology annotation, molecular function: cytokine receptor activity; cytokine binding. Bases 331 to 2724 code for a protein of 797 amino acids. Gene Ontology annotation, biological process: cytokine-mediated signaling pathway. Gene Ontology annotation, cellular component: external side of plasma membrane; signaling receptor complex. Lineage: Eukaryota; Metazoa; Chordata; Actinopteri; Clupeiformes; Clupeidae. The record is from RefSeq and is a predicted model, not a curated record.